CCGCCGCGGACCGCCAUGGAGGCCAAGGUCCGGCCGAGUCGGCGCUCGCGCGCGCAGCGGGACCGCGGCCGGCGCAGGGAGGCCGCCCGCGACGCCCGCGCGCAGAGCCCGUCGUCGGGCGAAGAGCCCGAGCCUAGCCCCGGCAAGGAGAACGCGGGCCUCCGCGGCGCGCCGCCCCCGCGCCCCGCGCCCCGCGCAGCGCGCCCCCCGCGCCGCCGCCGCCGCGAGUCCAGCUCGCAGGAGGAGGAGGUCAUUGACGGCUUCGCCAUCGCCAGCUUCAGCACGCUGGAGGCCCUGGAGAAGGAUAUGGCCCUGAAGCCACAGGAGCGGAAGGAGAAAUGGGAACAACGUCGCCUCUUCAAAAAGCCCCGGGACUCAGAAACCUGUCCAUCUGCAGAGCCCAGUGAGAACAGACAACCCCUGGAGGCGGACAGCCCUGGGCAGGACUUGGAGCCCAGCUGUGAAGGAGGGGCCAGGAAGGUCCCCUUGCAACCCUCUAAGCAGAUGAAGGUUGCUGUGUCCAGAGGGGGUGACCACAACAGUGACGACGACAAUGUUCUUGAAGCCAGCAGCUCCCGGCAGAGCAGUCCCCAGGACCAGCUCAGCGACAGCUCAGCGCAGGCCGCGUCUGGGAGAGGCUACUCCUGUGACAGCGAGAGUGGCAUGGACGACAAGGCCUCUGUGGGCUCCGAGAAGCUGUUUUCACCAGCAGCUGGGAAAGACCCCGCACACAGUGAGAAGUCGGAGAAUAAGGCUGGGGCAGUGCCCAAGGUGUCGGGCCUGGAGCGCAGCCGUGAGCUCAGCACUGAGACCUUCUUGCCGGCUGCCGCGCCCUCCGGGCUUGCAUGCAGCACCCGUGCCAGCCCCCUGGUGAAGAAGGAAACCCCGGCGCCCCGCCACGCUCCACAGCCGCUGCCCGCACCCCCGCAGCAGCGGGACCCGCUCCCAACGCACGUGCCUCCAUCGCUGAGCACCUUCACGGGCCCAGGCCCCUGCCAGGCCGGGCCCAACGGGCUGCACCUGCACAGCCUCAGCAGGAGCAGCAGUACGGGCAGUGGCGCCCCUCUGGGCCUGGCAAAGCACGUGUCGCUGUCGCCGCACGGGCCCGGCCCCCACCUCUCUACCUCACACCUGGCGCUCCGGUCCCAGGCGCAGCACCAGCACCACGCGGCGGCCAUGUUCGCCACACCCCCGACACUGCCCCCGCCCCCGGCGCUGCCCGCCAGCAGCCUGGUCAUCCCAGGACACCCUGCCGAUGCCAGCCUGUUGAUCUCAUUCAACCAGCCAAUCAUGUAUUGCCAGCCUCAUUCGGGGAUUCUGAUUGAUCGCGAGCUGCUCAGGCAAGAGCUGAACACGCGGUUUCUGGUGCAGAGCGCUGAGCGGCCGGGCGCCUCCCUGGGCCCGGGGGCUCUGCUGGCCGAGUUCCAUCAGCACCAGCACACACACCAACACACACACCAGCACACACACCAGCACCAACACACAUUCGCCCCCUUCCCGGGGCUGCCCCCGUCGCCUCUCGUGCCGCCCGCUGCACCCCUGCCGUUUGACAAGUUUUCACCCAAGCUGGACAGCCCCUACUUCCGACAUUCCAACCUCUUUCCACCCUUCCCUCCUGCUGUCCCAGGACUGCCCACCCUGCUCACACACCCUGGCCCCUUUGGGUCCUUGCAGGGUGCUUUUCAGCCCAAGACUUCAAACCCGAUUGAGGUAACAGGCCGGGCCAGUGCUGUCCACACGCUCCUGCAGAAGGCCCCUGGGGUGUCUGACCCGUACCGGACAGCGGUCAGGAAGCCGGGGCGGUGGUGCGCUGUGCACGUGCAGAUCGCCUGGCAGAUCCAUGUCCACCAGCAGAAGGCAAAGCAGAUGCAGCUGGACCCCCACAAGCUGGAGGUGGGCACAAAGCUGGACCUGUCCAGCAGGCCCCCUGCCCCUGGUGUGUUCUCGGGGUUCCACUACCCACAGGACCUGGCCCGCCCUCUCUUCUCCAGCACAGCCCUUCACCCAGGUGCCGCCCACCCUGCCUCCAGCCUCUGCGGACCCUCAGCCCAUCACAGCUUCCUGCCUGCUGGUCACCUUGCAGGCCCUUUCAGCAGAUCCAGCACCUUCGGGGGCCUGGGGAGCCUGGGCAGCCAUGCCUUCGGAGGCCUGGGCAGCCACGCACUGACUCCAGGGGGCAGCAUCUUUGCCCCCAAGGAGGGCUCCACGCUACACGGCCUGCCCAGCCCCCACGAGGCCUGGAGCCGGCUGCACCGGACGCCCCCCUCCUUCCCCACACCGCCCCCAUGGCCCAAGCCCCAGGAGGCAGAGCACAGCGCAGCCCUGACCAGCCACGACCGAGAGCCAGACCAGGGCCGGGAGGAGCGGGAGCGAGACCUCCUGGAGAAGACACGCCUGCUGAGCCGCGCCUCCCCUGCAGCUCCCGUGGGCCAUCCCAUCAGCAGCCUCCUGCUGCGCGGCCAGGGCGAGCUGGGCAGAGCCGGGGCCCCAGCAGAGCCCCGGGUCAAGGAGAGCCACUCACCUGCCAAGGAGGAUGGCGCCACGCUGGUCGCGCGCCCGCCGUCGCCCUACAGCAAGGCGGCCCUGGGCGACAGCCUGCGCCUGGCCUGCCUGCUGGGUCGAGAGCCGGGCAGGCCACCGGAGCCGCCCGAGCGUCCGCAGAGCGACGUGAAGGUCAAGGAGGAGCGCAGGGAGGAUGAAGCGCCAGAGCCCGCAAGCGGCGGCCUGCUCCCCGCGCCCACGCAGCCGGGCCCGGGCCGCGAGCGCCUGGGCGCACCGGGCUUCUCAUGGGAGCCUCUGCGCGAGGCCUACCGCGGCCUGGAGCUGCCACGCCGCGCGGGCCCCGCGCCCCCGGAGCCGGCCGAGCGCCCCUAUCGCGACCGCGAGCCGCACGACUACAGCCCCGAGCGCCUUCGGGAUGCGCGCCGCGAGGACCUGGAGCGUGCACGGGCACCCGGCCCCGACGGCGCCGCGCUGCUGGGCGCGCUGCACUACGCGCGCCUCGGGCCCGCCGCCCUGCACGGCGCGCUGUUAGCGCGCACCCCUCCCGCCGCCGCGCUCGGCGCGCCGCCCCCGCUCGUGGCCGCGGCCGGGAUCCCCGCGCGCCCCAGGACUACGCCGCUGGCGCUGGGCCCGAGCGAGGCGCGCGACUACUCUCCGCCGCGCAACCCGCAGGAGGUGGAGGCGCGGUAGCCCUGGGGCUGCUCUCCAGCAGAUGCGCGCUGUCCCGAACGCUCCUGGCGCGAACCCCGCGCAAGCACAGCCCCUCCGCGUCCCCGCAGCGCGAGCCCUGGAGCGCAGGGGACGGUUUUCCAGUCGAGAUUAGGCCCCUGGGAAAAUCCACCUUUGUAUCUUUCCCCCCACAGGUGAGAAGCGUUUUUAAUGGUUUUGUAUUUUUCUUAAUUUUGUGCUCUCAGACAUUUAAAAGAACCAAAAAAAAAAUUUUUAGUUGGGAUUUGUGAUUUACUGGCCUCAGAUCCCUUUCCAGCCCCAGGGUUUCUUUGUCUUAUUUAUGGAGAGAACGCGGUCUUUUUGUCCAGCACACUGUGAGGCUCCCGCUCAGGCCGGCCCUGGCCACCCCAUCCCCUUGGUACUUGGAACCGAAGUUACAGAUAUAUAUUAAAAUAAGAAUUAAUAAUAAUGUACAAAA
This is a messenger RNA of Marmota flaviventris (yellow-bellied marmot), 3649 nucleotides long. It is a transcript of the gene Fbrsl1, whose product is annotated as fibrosin like 1. The record is from RefSeq and is a predicted model, not a curated record. Lineage: Eukaryota; Metazoa; Chordata; Mammalia; Rodentia; Sciuridae.